AUGCAGCCCCCGGGCCUCGAGGGGCUCCUGCCUGCGGGCGGCUUCGCGGGCGGCCAGCCGCGGGGGCUGCUUCCUCCUCCUCCUCCUCCUCCUCCUCCUCCUCCUCCUCCUCCUCCUGCUGCCGCCGCCGCCGCCGGGAUGAACCCCGCGUUCCCCCCGGAGCCGCCCCCGGAGCCCCCCAAGCCCCCUCCGGGCUCGGCCCCGCUGCCCUACGGCUGCUUCGGCGGCGGCUUCUACUCGUGCCGCGUGGCUCGGGGCUCGCUCAAAGGGGGUCCCGGCCCCCCCGGCCCCUUCCCCGGCACCGCCGACAAGUUCCUGGAGCCGCCCGCGGGCACCGAGGACUUCCAGAGCCGCCCCGGCGAGUUCGCCUUCUACCCGGGCUACGGAGCCGCGUACCCGCCCGUGCCCGCGUUCCUGGACGUGCCCGUGGUGCCCGCGCUGGCCGAGCCCCGGGCCGAGGCGCUGCUGGCCCCGGACGGGGGGUUCGGGGGGUGCCCCCAGCCCUGGGCGCUGGGAGGGGGCUGGGCAGGGCAGAGGUGCUGCCCCAAGGAGCAGGGCCCGGGAGGAUUCCUGCUCAAACCGCACUUCGCAGAGGCGGCGGGCCCGUGUCCCGCGGAGGGCUGCUCGCUGCGGCGCGGCCGCAAGAAGCGCGUUCCGUACAGCAAGGGGCAGCUGCGGGAGCUGGAGCAGGAGUUCGCCCGCGGCCGCUUCAUCACCCGCGAGCGGCGCCGCAAGAUCGCGGCGGCCACGCGGCUGAGCGAGCGGCAGAUCACCAUCUGGUUCCAGAACCGCCGCGUCAAGGACAAGAAGGUGCUGGCCAAGGGCAAGGCCGGCGCCGCCGCCACCCCCUGA
Molecule: messenger RNA, 852 nt
Organism: Haemorhous mexicanus (house finch)
Lineage: Eukaryota; Metazoa; Chordata; Aves; Passeriformes; Fringillidae
Gene: HOXB13
Product: homeobox B13
Exons: 2
Coding region: 1-852 (283 amino acids)
Biological process (GO): regulation of transcription by RNA polymerase II
Molecular function (GO): RNA polymerase II cis-regulatory region sequence-specific DNA binding; DNA-binding transcription factor activity, RNA polymerase II-specific
Source: RefSeq, a predicted model, not a curated record